This is a messenger RNA of Nyctereutes procyonoides (raccoon dog), 2480 nucleotides long. RefSeq names its product transmembrane protein 233 (gene TMEM233). The transcript is spliced from 3 exons. The coding region runs from base 49 to 378 and encodes 109 amino acids. Gene Ontology annotation, cellular component: membrane. The record is from RefSeq and is a predicted model, not a curated record. Lineage: Eukaryota; Metazoa; Chordata; Mammalia; Carnivora; Canidae.
CGCGCCGACCGUGCGCUCCUCCGCCUGCCUGCGCCGCCGGCCUCGCCCAUGUCUCAGUACGAGCCCAGCUCGGACUUCAAGAGGGCUUUGGACAGCAGUCCGGAGGCCAACACCGAGGAUGACAAGACCGAGGAAGACGCGCCCAUGCCCAAGAACUACUUGUGGCUCGCCAUCGUCUCGUGUUUUUGCCCCGCGUACCCCAUCAACAUCGUGGCUUUUGUCUUCUCCAUCAUGUCUCUGAACAGCUACAACGAUGGUGACAUUGAAGGAUCCAAGCGACUUGGGAGGAAUGCCAAGUGGGUGGCCAUCGCCUCCAUCAUUAUUGGCCUUCUCAUCAUCGGUAUUUCUUGUGCAGUUCACUUCACAAGGAACGCCUGAGCGGGCCAGCAGUCAGCCGCAAGGACGGAGGAUGGACCUCAUCCACACACAGGAGUUUCUGAGGAAUGGGCCCUUGACUUCAGACUGUGAGAUCUCUUCCUCCAGGACUCUCCAGAGGCAGGUCCCUGGCAAAUGAACUUAAAAAAAAAAAAGAAAAGAAAAGAAAGAAAGGAAAAGAAAAGAAAGGCUAAAAAAAAGGAAAGAAAAGGGAAAAAAAAUCCAAAAUUAAGGAAAACCAAGCAGCAGAGCCAGAUCAGCCAGUCGUUGACUUAAAAAAGAAAAGAAAAACUCAAAUCUCGCUGUCUGAGUUUAGGGAAAGCCUCUGUGUCCAUUCCUCUUCUGCUGAGAUGAGCCUCAGGAAAUCUCAUUUCUUCUAAUGGGGUGGGGGGGAUCCUAGGAAGAGCAAUGGAUGCUGUUGUCUGCAAAGCUGGGCACAAACCUUUGCAGCAUGUUUAAAGUUGUCCGACAGAGUGUAAUUUGCGCAGGUUUUUUUUUUUUCCAUGUAUUUUACAUGUUGUAGCUAGUGAGUCCUCCUCCAUCCCUGCCACAACCCCCAAAAUUCCAUCAGUCACUAAAGAAACAAAUGAAGGGGCUUUCUGGCCUUUUGUCCUGCCCCCCAACCCCCAAAGUUCCAUCAGUCACUAAAGAAACAAAUGAAGGGGCUUUCUGGCCUUUUGUCUUCCGAUGAUCCCCUCCCUUGCUUGCAUCCACCGCUGGUCACUUCACUCCCCACUUAAAGACUCUGAGAAUGUACUUAAUGGCCAAUUCUAGGUACAGAAGCACCUUCCCCAUCCCAGUUUUGGAAAUAAACUGGCUGUGUUUAUGGAAUGUGCUUUAUUCCAACCUCUCCCUCUCUUUUUUUAGUAAGUCUCAGGCAUGAUCUUUGAUCUUCCUGGAUGCCAACCUAGAAGAUGCUACCCACUGUAUUUCUUUUCUGGCAAAUGCAACCCCUUCAGGUGUGAUUGUACUGGUUUAAUGAUGCUAUAAUUCUGCCCACCAGAACACGCCAACCCAGUGUUUCACAGAAUACAAGGUGUGUACCACUGGUGGUACACAAGGAUAUUUUUAAGUCCUUUAUAGGCACAACAUUAAGUGACGAAAGUCACAAAAUAUGUUUCCCCUUUUCUAGUCUUUUCCAAUGCUGAUUACAGCAAAGAGAAAGUCUGUGGUUAGUGCUCAUGGGUCCUUAACACACUUGUAUUACUUUAGCUCUUUUCCCAUCUUCUUAAAGAAAGAGCAGGCCUCAGGUUCAAAGUCUUCUGUCUAGAUAGAACUUUAGUAGCACAGUCCUGUUUUUGUUGUAUUUCUUAUAUUAAUUACCUUCCAUUUACAGUUUCCCCUUAGGCAUGUGAUAUAUUGCUUCUAUUCAAAUAAAUUUACUCAAGAAAAAUAAGUGGACUCAAAGAAAAUAUCCAGGGAUUAACACAUCAGAGGAUAUGUAUAUAUGGCAAAAAUAACUUCAAGAACUCAUUAGAAACACAGUGAUAAUGAACUUUCCUAAGCAAGAGAAAAGGCAGCUUAUUCUAAGUGAAUAAACAUGAGGCUGAGAAUUAAAAUACCUGAGUCCCAAUGCCUCUUUUGCCACUAACUAGCUAUGCAAGCUGAUUUUAGGCAAGUUUCUUAGCCUCUGAGUGCCUCGGAUUUCUUCAUCUAGAAAAUGGACAUAAGAACACCUACCUGCUACAUACCUCAGAGCGUUGUUAUGAGAAUUAAUCGCCGUAAUAGAUGGGAAUGCCCCUGGAGGGAGAUUCUAAGUGCUAUACAAAGACAAAGCAUUGUUCUUAGAUUACUAUGAAUCUCAGGAGGUUGUUAAAAUCCUGGACCCUAGCAAAAAAAUAAACGUUGAGAUGAACAUCAGAUUCCACCUGUCAUUUCACUUGGAUGCCUGCCAUGAGCCAACACUUGUCCCAGGAGAAAACUGAAACAGGGCCAUGAAUUCUCAGCACGCAGAGAUCCUAGCGUCAUUCCAGUGUAUUAGGUCCUGAUUUCUGUUUCAGACAUCUCGUUUCUUCUUUGUUUGUGUUUGGGUCCCCAAUCUUUUUCCUAAAUCAAAUGAGAAGUGUUGCUGAGAGGCAGAAUAAAAAUGGUUUUAAGUAAGCCUG